Austrofundulus limnaeus is the source of this 2324-nucleotide messenger RNA. Its product is annotated as GATA zinc finger domain-containing protein 14. The record is from RefSeq and is a predicted model, not a curated record. The coding region runs from base 58 to 2241 and encodes 727 amino acids. Lineage: Eukaryota; Metazoa; Chordata; Actinopteri; Cyprinodontiformes; Rivulidae. The transcript is spliced from 8 exons.
AAUUUUAGAAACGGAAUCCAGGAGAACCAAAUCAACAGAACUCACAGAAACAUCGCAAUGAAUCUGAUCUUUUCUCUGACUCUCCUCUGGGCACUUGUCAGCACAGCUGGAGCACUGCAGUGUAUUACCUGCACAGAUCAGGCGUGUUCAUCCACAGCACCASUGACUUGUAGCUCAGAGACGAUGUGUAUAACAGCUUCUAUUCAAGCCACUUCAUCUGGAACUACAGGAACACAAAUCUACAAAGCCUGCGCCUCAUCAGCUCUGUGUCCGAGCACAGGCAGUCAGACUUUUUCAGUCAACUUGGGUGUGUCAGGUGCAUUGGCCUCUGCUCAGUGCUGCAACACCGACARCUGCAACUCACAAACACUACCUUUUCCCAGCACUCAGSCAGCUAACAGCCUGCAGUGUAAUUAUUGUAACCCUACCACCUCUCAGUGCACGUCUUCAGUACAAUGUUCAGGGAGUGAGACCACCUGCAUCUCAGCAAUUGUGACGAGUGGAUCCAGAACAUCUCCAGUGCUCGGCUGUUCCACUAACUACCACCACUACCACCACAACCACCACAACCACCACAACCACUGCAGCUCCAACCUCUAUGACCACAACGUCAACCACCACAAUGUCAACCACCACAACCACCGCAGCUCCAACCACCACGACAACCACAACCCCAACCACUACAACCACCACACCAACCACCACAACUACAACCACCACGCCAACCACCACAACUACAACCACCACGCCAACCACCACGACCACCACACCAACCACCACGCCAACCACCACAACUACAACCACCACGCCAACCACCACGACCACCACCACGACCACAACUCCGUCCACCAUGCCAACAACUGCAGCACAAACCACCACAACCACAACUCCAACCACGACAACACCAAACCCAACAACCACAACCCCAACUACCACAACCACCAUGCCAACCACCACCACCACAACUCCAAAAACCACAACCACCGCAACAACUGCAGUGCUAACUACUACACCUACAACUACAACCACCACCACUGCAACACCGACCAUGACAACAACUCCAACCACCACAACUACCAUGCCAACAACUACAGCACAAACCACCAUAACCACAACUCCAACCACGACAACACUAAUCACAACAACCACAACUCCAACUACCACAACCACCAGUCCAACCACCAUGCAAACCACCACAACUCCAACAAUGAACACCAUCAUGCCAACCACCUCAACAACUGCUUUGCCAACUACUACAACCACAACUCCAACCACCACCACCGCAAUGUCAACCAUGACCACAACUCCAACCACCAUGCCAACAACUGCAGCACAAACCACCACAAUCACAACCCCAACCACGACCACUACAACACCAAUCACAACAACGACAACUCCAACUACCUCAACCACCACACCAAUAACCACAACUCUGACCACUACCACAACUCCACCUACCACAACCACCAUGCCAACAACCACAACCAAAACUCCAACAACCACUACCACCACAACUGCAGCACCAACAUCUACAACUUCAAUUCCAACCACUACAACCACAACUCCAACCACCACAACUGCAACAACAAGAACGACUGCAACUCCAAUCACCACAACCACAACCAUCAUGCCAACAACUGCAGCAGAAACCACAACAACCACUACUCCAACUACCAAAACCACCAUGCAAACAACAACAACUCCAACUAUCACGACAACCAGUCCACCCACCAUGCCAACCACUACAACUCCAACAACAACCAAUGGAACACCAUCCACGACCACAACUCCAACCACCACAAUCACAGCUCCAACCACGACAAUACCAAUCAUAACAACCACAACUGCAAUGACCACAACCACCACACCAAUAACCACAACUACGGCCACUGCCACAACUCCAACAACCAUGACCACAGGUCCAACUACUACAACUCCAACAACCACAACCGCCAUGCCAACCACCACAACAAAUGCAGUGCCAACCACUACAAUGACAACUCCAAACACCACCACUGCAACACCAGCCACGACCACAACUCCAGGAACCACAACCACCAUGCCAACAACUGCAGCACAAACCACCACAACCACAACUCCAACCACGACAACACCAAUCACAACAACCACAACCCCAACUACCACAACCACCAUGCCAACAACUAUGACUCCAACAACCACGACCACCACAACAACUGCAGUGCCAACUACUACACCUACAACUACAACCACCACCACUGAAACACCAACCACGACAACAACUCCAACAACCACAACUACCAUGCCAAUAACUACAGCACAAACGACCAUGACCACAACUCCAA